Talaromyces amestolkiae is the source of this 693-nucleotide messenger RNA. RefSeq lists its product as uncharacterized. The transcript is spliced from 4 exons. The coding region runs from base 1 to 693 and encodes 230 amino acids. Lineage: Eukaryota; Fungi; Ascomycota; Eurotiomycetes; Eurotiales; Trichocomaceae. The record is from RefSeq and is a predicted model, not a curated record.
AUGUCGGCUGGCACUUACACACUUUUCGAUAUUCCUACCAAGGCGCCACAAGUGUGCUGGUCAAUGAACACGUGGAGGAACUACAAAACCGAAUGGGUCGAAUAUCCUAAUAUCGCCCCGCGACUCAAUCAGCAUGUCCCUCCCAAUGAAAACGGUGCUUCUUUUACGCUUCCUGCGAUACAACUGCCCGACGGCUCUUACUUUAUGGACUCCUACAAAAUCGCCGAUAUUAUUGAAGAGAAACAUCCAGAGCCAAGUGUACUUUUAAACACACCAGUGCAGCUCCGGUAUAGAAAAAUUCUCAUAGAGUUCAUGAAACAACUCACGCCAAUCUAUGUGCCAGGAGUAGCGCAGCGCCUGCUUGGCGAAGAGAGCCUUGAAUAUUUCCACACCACACGCCAGAAGGAUGUAGGCAUGCCACUCGACGAGUAUCAGAAGAAGCAUGGUCCCGGCGCAUUUGAAAGAGCAGAACCAUUUGCACGUAAGAUGACGGCGUUGUUGAAUGAAAGUUCAGGUCCGUACUUUUUAGGCGAUACUGUCAGCUACACUGACUUUAUGUGGGCGGCCAUCCUACUUUUCUGGAAGACACUCGGGGACGACACUUUUCAAGAAGUACUAAAGAUCACUGGAGAUGCUAAGAAGCAUACAGAUUUGUUGGAUGCAUUGAGUCCAUGGACAGAACGAAAUGAUUAG